This is a messenger RNA of Gekko japonicus, 2348 nucleotides long. RefSeq names its product USP6 N-terminal like (gene USP6NL). The record is from RefSeq and is a predicted model, not a curated record. The transcript has 9 exons. The annotation marks the transcript as partial. NCBI's taxonomy places the organism in Eukaryota, Metazoa, Chordata, Lepidosauria, Squamata, Gekkonidae.
UUUCAUAGGAGAAUUUAUAAAGGAAUCCCGCUGCAGCUGAGAGGUGAAAUUUGGUCUUUGUUGCUCGACGUUCCUAAAAUGAAAGAAGAAAUGAAGGACUACUAUAAUACCUUAAAAACCCAAGCCAGAAUGAGCUCCCCGGACAUCAGGCAAAUCGAUCUAGAUGUCAAUCGGACAUAUCGGGAUCAUAUCAUGUUUAGAGAUCGAUAUGGAGUGAAGCAACAAUCCUUAUUCCACGUUUUAGCUGCUUACUCUAUAUAUAACACGGAGGUUGGAUAUUGUCAGGGGAUGAGCCAGAUCACAGCUUUACUCCUUAUGUACAUGAACGAAGAAGAUGCCUUCUGGGCCCUGGUAAAACUGCUCUCGGGACCCAAGCAUGCUAUGCAUGGUUUUUUUUUAACCGGUUUCCCAAAGCUGUUGAGGUUUCAAGAGCACCACGACAAAAUCAUGAAGAAAUGUUUGUCGAAGCUGAAGCAGCAUUUUGAAUCCCAGGAGAUCACUACAAGCUUUUACACAAUGAAGUGGUUUUUCCAGUGUUUCCUUGACCGUACUCCCUUUAGGUUAACCCUCAGGAUCUGGGAUAUCUACAUACUUGAAGGCGAACGGGUUCUCACUGCGAUGUCUUACACCAUUUUGAAAAUGCACAGAAAACACCUGAUGAAAUUGGAAAUGGAAGAACUCGUCGAAUUUCUUCAGGAGGCUCUCGCCAAAGAUUUCUUCUUUGAAGACGACUUUGUCAUCGAGCAGCUCCAGAGCUCCAUGGCAGAACUGAAACGAGCGAAGCUGGACCUGCCGGCAGCAGGUAAAGAUGAUGAAUUUCCAAAGAAGAAGAUGGGGAAAAUUCCGCUUGAACCUCAGCCUGCUAUUCUUAAUCUUACCCAUCUGCUGAACGGACAGAGCAGUGCCAGUGGAUUGAACAGUACCCAGGAGGUCCAGCUGACAGAGCAAAGGGUUCCUGCAGAGAAAGUCCAGGAAAGCUCACCCAAUCACGAAAGAAGAAGAAAUUCUCUGGAAAAGAAGCCUUCUUUGAGACAGCAGAAGCUUGUACCAGCAGACAAGCGGGGCGAUUUGCCAAAGAACGACACCGACAGCCGGAAAAAGCUUGACCGAGCAGAGGCCGGCAACGCCAAGCAAAACCACAAUGUAGCUGCAAACCAAAAUUCCAAUGCGAUUUCAAAUGCAAGAAGGGAAUUUGUGCCCAGGUGGAAUAAACCUUCCAAUAUUAAAAUAGUUGAAAAGACCGCAAAACUAACUGUGGACAUCAAGGGUGGUAGGCCUGCAAACCACACUGGUUCAGGAACACCUGCUAGUCCUGUUGGGGACACACAGCUCUUCAAUGUAAAGCAAAAGAUGAAGGUUUUGGAUGUUGACGAGGGUAAGCGAGGGUCGAAUGCUUCGCAGUAUGACAACGUUCCUGGUGCUGAUCUAGAGAACGAAAAUUCUGCAGACGAGGUGCUGGAGAGGACCCUUCCAAAAAGUCCCAGAAAUGCAGCUUACUCAACCAGUUCAAGGAAGCUGGCAGAGAAAACAUCUAGCCCACCAAAAAUAUCCAACAGCUAUGCCUUCAGCACACAGCCAAGGGUCCCCAAAUAUUCUUCUCAAUCUGAUGGGGCGGAUCUUGGACAUAGCACCAAACCUCCACCACCAUCUUACAGUAACCCACCUGUUUACCAUGGGAAUUCUCCAAAGCAUGUUCCCAACGUGGGUCACUCAAGCUUCAUACCCACACAGUAUAAUCAUGGUCAUUCAACCAACUCUCCCAGUCGAUCGUAUGCACCUAGCCUUCCAACAGAAACCUUUACUGAUAAACCGCAUGUAAAUUACUCUGUCAGUCACCAGAAUCUCAUUGUUACACCUUCUAGUCGAAUAGAGGUUCGCCCUGUUGACAACUAUGCAAGCAAUCCUAAAUCGCCUACAGGUGUCAGGUUUGUAAUUCCUCCAGUGGAUUAUUGGCAAGAUAAUAGAAGGAGGCCAGAUCCUCCUCAUAUAUACAGACAGGAUGCUUAUGGGCAAUCACGAAGCCAAGAGGGUAGCCGAAGUCAUUCGGGUAACUUGAAGAAAUACACCCCUUUCCAGUCAAUGCCUGUAAAAGAUCUUCCCACCGUUUCCGUGGAUGGCCCUAUAAGAUACAGGACUUCUCCACCCAUGGGAGAACAUGACUCACUGCAUUAUCGAUAUCCAGGUCCUACAGGCCCCUCCCACCACUACAGACACCAGACCGAUGGAAUGUCAGUGCAUGAAUCAGUACUGCUCUGAGAGACUGUACGUGCCUAUUAUGAGGGCUAGGAGAAAAAUGUGCAAGGUUCACAACUCUCUUGGGUUGAUAGCUAGUCAAGAUCAAUAAUCCC